Molecule: messenger RNA, 2256 nt
Organism: Toxorhynchites rutilus septentrionalis
Lineage: Eukaryota; Metazoa; Arthropoda; Insecta; Diptera; Culicidae
Exons: 3
Coding region: 1-2256 (751 amino acids)
Biological process (GO): DNA integration
Molecular function (GO): nucleic acid binding
Source: RefSeq, a predicted model, not a curated record
AUGGUUUCGGGUCUACGUGGUGUGGAACAUUUCCUCGACGAUAUUCUGGUGCACAGCAAGACUCUCGUGGAUCAUAACCGAAUCAUCUACAUACUUUUCAACCGUCUGUGUGACUAUGGAUUCCGUCUACGUAUCCAACCCGAUCCAACCAAGAUUGCAGCCAUUUCGGAAAUGCCCGCACCAACCGACGUUCCCACAUUGCGCUCGUUCUUGGGUGCAGUCAAUUUUUAUGGCAAAUUCGUCCGCGAGAUGCACCAACUACGCCAUCCGUUAGACAACCUUCUGAAAAAGGACACGAAGUUCGAUUGGAGUAAGGAGUGUCAGCACGCUUUCCAAAACAUCAAAAAAGUGCUACAAUCUGGUCUGUUGCUCACCCACUACAAUCCAGAGCAAGAGAUUAUCGUGGCAGGAGAUGCGUCAAAAACUGGCAUUGGUGCAGUUAUUCUUCAUCGUUUUCCGAACGGCAUCAUCAAGGCUGUGUCACAUGCAUCGAAUUCGCUGACUGUAGCAAGGCAGAACUAUAGCCAAAUCGAAAAAGAAGCGUUGGCAUUGGUUUUUGCUUGCACGAAGUUCCAUCGUUUGCUGUGGGGUCGCCGGUUCACGCUGCAAACGGACCAUCAACCAUUGCUGAGAAUUUUCGGAUCCAAAAAGGGCAUUCCUGUACAUACCGCAAAUCGGCUCCAACGAUGGGCCCUGACACUUUUGGGAUACGAUUUCAACAUCGAAUACGUAUCAACUCAAGAUUUCGGUUACGCUGACGUACUUUCCUGGCUUAUCAGUAACCAUCCGAAACCCGACGAAGAAGCAGUCAUCGCUAUGGUUCGAGUCGAAGAUGACGUUAGUUCCUGUUUCCAUGACUCUAUUCUUGAUCUUCCAGUCACCCACAAGAGCCUGAAGAUCGCCACUAAGAAGGAUGCCGUGCUCCAGAAGGUAAUUUACUAUACACAAGGUUCCUGUCCAUCACGGUGCGAAGAUGUAGAAGUUCGAUCUUUCUUCAGCCGUCGAGAUUCCUACUCCGUAAUUGACGACUGUAUCAUGAUGGCGGAUCGAAUUGUAGUUCCCAAAAGCCUGCAGAAAAGGAUCCUCAAGCAAGUUCACCAAGGACAUCCUGGCAUCGAACGGGCAAAAGCUAUCGCUCGUGGAAUCGCUUUCUGGCCGACAAUAGAUGAAGAUAUCACCAACUACGUUCGUAGAUGCCCAAGCUGUGCGAAUGCUGCAAAAUCUCCACCACAUGCUCAACCACAACCGUGGCCUCGAGCAGAAGGACCCUGGCAACGACUCCACAUCGAUUUCGCUGGACCUGUGGAUGGAGAAUACUAUUUAGUUGUGGUGGAUUCUUUCUCAAAGUGGCCGGAAAUACUGCAAACUCGUUACCCGACUACUUCCACAACGACCACAUUUCUUCGAGAAUGCUUCGCAAGAUUUGGAAUUCCUACAGUCAUUGUGUCGGACAAUGGAAGCCAGUUCACCAGUGCUGAAUUCCGUGAUUUCUGCGAAGAAUUUGGGAUCGUCCAUUUCCGUACAGCUCCGUAUCAUCCACAAUCAAACGGGCAAGCGAGAGCGGUUCUGAGUGGACAAUCUCCAGCCGAGGUAAUGCUUGGACGCAAGAUGAGGACAACUUUGGACCUGUUACGACCGUCACCCAAACCAGAAUUUCACCCGCAACAUCAACCAGUCAAGCGAAGUUUCCUAGCUGGUGCUCGAGUUUAUGCCAAAGUCUACUCUGCAAACGAUAAGUGGAAGUGGAUGCCCGGUGUUGUGCUCGAAGCUAUUGGCAACGUCAACUACAAUAUAUUAUUGGACUGCCAAGUUGGUCGACGCAAAGUGCUACGUUCGCACAUUGAUCAACUCCGAACGGGAAUGGAAGAAGUUGCUCCUGCACCAGCACCAUUAUCCAUCUUGAUUGACGACUUUGGACUUACUCCAGCUGAACCAACACCUCAGCUGGACAGAACCCAAUCUUCGAUCCAGAACGAUCAACCAACACCUAAUGAAGUCCUGAACUUGAAUCAACCAACAUCCGAUGAGGAGCACGUUGAGUCAGCCGAGGUUCUUGAUCUUCAAGAUACGUUGUCGAGUGAAGGAGAUGAUACUCUACUGUCAAUGGAUGUUCCUCAGCCGAUUCUGACAUCGACACCUUUGCAACGUCCCGUGCGCUCAACCCGGCCACCAAUCAAGUUUCAAGAUUACCACUGCUACCAAAUUAGAGGGGGAGAUGCUACCUUGGCUACCAUGACUGUUUAUAGAUCACAGUAG